ACAUCACAUAUGUUCAGGGGCUUUUUAACUGCAUUUGAAUUAUUUGGCUCUUCACCUUCGCUCACUGCAGUUAUACUUGUUUUUUAAUACAAAACAUGGCAAGACUUUGGAGUUUGACUCAGUUUUUACUUGUGUGUUUUGUAGCCUCUUUUCUUGCCUCUGAAUCCAAUGUAAUGAGAGCCGCUCCUCACAGUCCCAGAGUUGCCGGGGUCUUCAUGCUCAUCGAAGGAGGAAAGUACACGUUGAACUUCACGUCUGCCAGAGCUGCCUGCUUGUUACUGAACGUAACCAUAGCGACCAAACACCAAAUGGAGCGAGCGGUGCAGCAAGGACUGGAAAUGUGCAAAUAUGGCUGGAUUGCAGAACAGAUUGGAGCCAUCCCACGGAUUAUAUCUGACCAGAACUGCGGAAAGGGCAAAACUGGGUUGGUGCUGUGGUGGGCAAGUCCAAAUAAAACGUUUGGUGUUUUCUGCUUCAAUGCCUCAGAUUCAGAGGAAACUCUGAGUACGACAAAAGCCGUCCCCCAAACCUCCACAUCUCCAACCAUGCUGACUUCACUGACUCAAACCCCAACACCUACCACAACUACGGUUAAAUCUACAACCAGGGCUCCAUCUUCCAGAAAGCCCAAAACAACAAAAUCCCCUGAGCCGACAUCUGCUUCAACUCUCCUGGUCGAGACAACCCGUUCAACUAGGAUUUCCUCCACCUACACUUCUCUCGAUCCUUUCUCCACCCAUAUUCCUACAUCUCUCAUCUCUCACCUCAUCAGCUCAAAACCAACAGUCGGCACUGUUGCCUUUUCUACUUCUGUCUCCGUCGUGCCUCAGUCUGAGAGCUCUGCAAAAACUUCUCUCGGAGUUGUGCGUACAGCCCUCAUCAUACUUGGCGUCAUUCUCUUACUUCUGGCAGCAGCAGGUGCCAUGUGGUACUACAAACUGAACCUAUUUCGGUGUCUGGGGCAGCAGAAAGACGACAUAGAGACAGAGAUGUGGAAGCACACAGACAGUGAGAUGGACCUGCACAGUCAACAUGGAGCAGAGGAGGGGGAUGAAUGUGAAGAACCAGACAGGAAGUACUCCAGUGAUAUCACGCUGUGUGUGAAUCCAGACAUCAAAAAUAACUGAUCAGAGUAGCUUGACCAUAUUUCUGAAGGAGAUUCUCUUAAGUCAAAUGAAUGGGCAAUAUGACCUAAAUGUUUAAAAAAAUGUUUUAUACAGGCUCGAGGAUGAUUUCUUUCCUGAAGGGUUUGAUUGGUUUCUUUGACUUUUCAAUGUGAUUGUAAAUACUGUACAUCUUAUGUGAGCUUUUUCGUCUAAACUUACUUUUACUGAGAUUGACGAGCUGCAGUAACUCAGUCUAUCUGUCCCUAAAGAGCACGUUUAUGAUUUUGAAAUAAAUCUUUUCCAUCUGAAAUCGGGAGUGGCCACAGGUCAGCCAUCAUAUUCCUAAAAAAUGUGCACGUUUGGUUUGCAGGUGAAACUGCUUAGACACAAUUAUGGCAAGAACAAAACUAUCAGUAAUGAAAGACAUUAAACAGGUAAUUAUAUGUUUGAAUAGGUUAAUUACCCCAGAAAGAGGCAUGCAUAUGGAAUGAUAUAAUUGGUAUAUAACAGAUGAAAUUACAAGUAAUGACAGUAACGGACAAAUUAAUGAAAAACAAGAAUAAAUAUUUGGAGAAACAGGAUGACAGUUCCUCCAAUCCGUUGGACACGAGGGCUUACUGAAUGUUUUGAUGAUAUGAAAAUGAUAUGACUCAUAUGCUAUGGCCUUCACAGUCACCACAUCCCAACCCAUGAAGAACUGAGUGAUUUCCGCCCGAGGUGUUAGAUAUUGCCCUGCACCACCAUCAUCAGGAAACUAAUUGAGGGAAUAUGUUUUUAAAAAACCUGUGUUUCAUUUCUCCUGUGGAGUUCAGAGUGUUUUAGAAUCGAUGCCAGUUGCAGUGAAGCUGCUCUGGUAGUGUGUGGAGACUCAACACCUUACUUAUACACGUUAUGUAGGCUUUUCUUUCAUUUGUCUCCUCUGAUCCAGACGUAUCGUGGAAACGUGUCCAGUGCACGUACACUCAGAAAGGAUUUAUCAGUGAUGUAUGGUAUCUUAACUUUUACAGUGAACAAUAUUUUGUAGGGUCUGGGGUUUUUAAUAUUCCUUAAUACCUCCACCAAAGCAGGUUAUGUUUUCACCUCUUUCCAUUGGUUUGUUGGGUGGUUUAUAAACAGGAUUACGCAAACAUCUAUUGGACAGAUUAUCCUUAAACGUGGUGGAAGGAUGUGGUAUGUAUGGGUCAGGGAAGAACCCAUUACAUUUUGGUGUGGACCCAGGGAUUUUUGAGAUAGAACACAUCUUUUAACAUUUUCCUUGUGCUCUCAGAGAGUUAUUAAUGGAUCUUGAUUGAUCAAAUCUGUUAUGAUCAGAAGAUUAAUGUUCAAGUGUGUGUGCAAGAUCCAAAUAAAAUCUGGAUCUAGUGAAUUUAAAUGUGGAGGAGUAACUUAUGAUUUUUUUUAUUAUUAUUAAUUGAUUGUUGAAACUUUUUAUGUGGAAAAACAUAUCAUAGCACAAGUUAUUAGUCUAAACAGUAAAAAAUGUCCAUGCCUGUCCGGGGAUCUUUCUCAAUAUGUUUGAAACUAAACACAUAUUUAACAGAUAAUCUAUCAAUCAAUCAAUUAUAUAUAUUUUAUGUGUGUGUGUAUUUUGUGUUAAUAUAUAAAAUAUUCGAAUCAGA
Molecule: messenger RNA, 2725 nt
Organism: Hippoglossus stenolepis (Pacific halibut)
Lineage: Eukaryota; Metazoa; Chordata; Actinopteri; Pleuronectiformes; Pleuronectidae
Gene: lyve1b
Product: lymphatic vessel endothelial hyaluronic receptor 1b
Exons: 6
Coding region: 96-1127 (343 amino acids)
Biological process (GO): cell adhesion
Cellular component (GO): plasma membrane
Molecular function (GO): hyaluronic acid binding; transmembrane signaling receptor activity
Source: RefSeq, a predicted model, not a curated record